AUCUAAACCUCACAGAAACAGAAGAAGAGACACGAUGGCCGACGAGUCUAAAGUAGCUAGUGAAAAUCAAACUGGUGACGGGUACUAUGACCUUGGUUCGUACAGACGGCCAGUGACUUCAAGCAGCGCCGAAGCCCGCGAAUGGGCUAACCGCGGCCUGAUCUGGAGCUACGCCUUCAACCACGAUGAGUCUGCCAAAUGUUUCGAGCGAGCCAUCGCCAGCGACGCAGACUGCGUCUUCGCGUACUGGGGCCUAGCCUACGUUCUCGGGCCAAACUACAACAAACCCUGGGAAUUCUUCGACGAAACGGAGUUAGAGAACGUGAUGCAGCGCACGCGCACCGCAAUCUCGAAAGCAAAAGCAGGCGCAUCCAAAGCGUCUCCCGUCGAGAGAGCCCUCGUGGAAGCGCUGAAAUACAGGUAUCCAGAGGAAACCGCCGCCGCGGACCGUAACUGGUCGAUCUGGAACACCAGCUACGCCGACGCCAUGAAGAGCGUAUACACGCAAUUCCCCACCGACCUAGACAUCGCCACGCUCUUCGUCGACGCCCUAAUGAACCUCACCCCCUGGCAGCUCUGGGACAUCCACACCGGGCUCCCCGCCGCCAACGCGCGCACCCUCGAAGCCAAAACGGUCCUCGAGCUCGCGCUGUCCCAACCAGGCGGAUCGGAACACCCGGGUCUCCUGCACCUAUACAUCCACCUAAUGGAGAUGUCUCCGUCCCCGGAAACCGCGCUCCCAGCCGCAAACACGCUGCGUCUCCUCGUGCCCGACGCAGGCCACCUGAACCACAUGCCCACGCACAUCGACGUGCUCGUCGGCGACUACAGUUCGGCCGUGGCCUCGAACCAAGCCGCCAUCGUCGCGGACGACAAGUUCUUCGCGCGGGAGCGGGGACACGCGGUUUUCUACACGCUGUAUCGCAUGCACGAUCUGCAUUUCCGGAUCUACGCCGCCAUGUUCUCUGGCCAGUCUCGCGCGGCGCUGGGAACGGCGAAGGCCGUUGAGGAGGCGUUGCCGGAGGAGUUGUUGCGUGUGGAGAGCCCGCCGAUGGCGGAUUGGUUGGAGGGGUUUGUGGGGAUGCGGAUACAUGCGCUGAUUCGGUUUGGCAUGUGGGAUGAGAUUUUGGGGUUGAGGGAGCGGGAGGAUGGGGGGCUGUAUUGUGUGACGAAUGCUAUGGUUGCGUAUGCGAGGGGCAUGGCGUAUGCCGCGAAGGGGGAUGUGGGGAGGGCGGCUGAGCAGCGAGGCUUGUUUGCUGAUAAGUUGAAAGGGGUUCCUGAGUCGAGGACGGUGUUUAAUAAUAAGUGUGUUGAUAUCUUGGGCGUGGCGGAGGCGAUGUUGGAUGGGGAGUUGAAAUACCGUGAGGGGUCCUACGAUGCUGCUUUUGAGCAUUUGCGAACUGCGGUUGAGCGCAGCGCUGCUUUGCCAUAUGAUGAGCCUUGGGGAUGGAUGCAGCCUCCUGCUCAUGUGCUAGGAGCACUGCUGGCGGAACAGGGACAUUAUGAUAAGGCGGUUGAAGUAUACGCUGAUGAUCUAGGGGCUAACGGGAGGCUACCGCGAGCUUUACAACAUCGAAAUAAUGUGUGGGCGCUACACGGGUAUCAUGAGUGUCUGGUGAAGUUGGGACGGAUCGAAGAAGCGAAGAAGAUAAAACCACAGUUGGACAAGGCGAUCGAGGGCGCGGAUAUACCGAUUAAGGCGUCUUGUUAUUGUCGGUUGAGUGCGUUCUAGGAGCAAGGGACGAAUGCAUAAGGUAGAGAGUACUUAUAUGGGCGUGCUGUAUAUAUGAUGCUAGAUGAAAUGAGUAGGUAGGUAUAAGCGUAGCGUGAGUAGGUAUCACUUGAUCAUUCAUUCAUAUAUCACUCAUA
Annulohypoxylon maeteangense is the source of this 1869-nucleotide messenger RNA. Its product is annotated as TPR domain protein. Gene Ontology annotation, cellular component: intracellular anatomical structure. The transcript has a single exon. The coding region runs from base 35 to 1732 and encodes 565 amino acids. Lineage: Eukaryota; Fungi; Ascomycota; Sordariomycetes; Xylariales; Hypoxylaceae. Gene Ontology annotation, molecular function: protein binding. The record is from RefSeq and is a predicted model, not a curated record.